AUGAAACCUAGUUUCUCACCCAUUUUUUAUUUCCUCAGUUUGCAGCUUGCAGUGGUGGCCAUCCAUGGUGGUGCUUUACCUCCUGAAGUUUACUGGAAGUCGGUGCUUCCUACUACGCCAAUCCCAAAAGCCAUCACUCAGAGCCUUUACUCUGUCUGGCUUGAGAUAAUAAACGUCAAUAUUCACGACUUUGCAGAUUGGGUGGAAGAAAAAAGCACAGCAGUGAACGUUGGAAAGGGAGGCGUAAACGUGAAUGCAGGAAAAGGAGGUGGCACCAAUGUCAACGUUGGAAAGGGAGGGGUAAACGUGAAUACAGGAAAAGGAGGUGGCACCAAUGUCAACGUUGGAGGAAAAGGUAGAGGAGUUUCAGUGAAUACAGGCCACAAGGGAAAGCCUGUGCAUGUUGCAGUAUCGCCAUUUUUAUACAACUACGCUGCCACCGAGACCCAAUUACACGAUGACACAAAGGUGGCACUCUUCUUCUUGGAAAAGGACUUGCAUUACGGAACAAAGUUGGAUGCGCAGUUCACUACAACUUCCAAUCAAGCCACCUUCUUGCCACGCCAAGUUGCGGAUUCAAUACCCUUUUCAUCCAACAAGGUGGACGAUGUGUUCACCAAGUUUUCCAUCAAACCCGGGUCGGAGGAGGCUCAUAUCGUCAAGAACACUCUUAGUGAAUGUGAAGAGACUAGUGUCAGAGGUGAGGAAAAGUACUGCGCCACUUCACUUGAGUCCAUGGUUGAUUUCAGCACUUCCAAGCUUGGAAAAAACGUUGAGGUUGUGUCCACAGAAGUGGACAAAGAAACGGGGUUGCAGCAAUACACCAUAGCACCGGGAGUGAAGAAGAUAUCAGGGGACAAGGCUGUUGUGUGCCACAAGCAGAAUUACCCUUAUGCUGUUUUUUACUGCCACAAAACUGACACCACUAGAACUUACUCCGUGCCUUUGGAGGGUGCCGAUGGGAUCAGAGUUAAAGCAGUGGCAGUGUGCCACACUGACACAUCACAAUGGAACCCCAAACAUUUGGCCUUUCAAGUGCUCAAGGUUAAGCCAGGAACUGUUCCUGUCUGCCACUUCCUUCCUCAGGAUCAUGUUGUUUGGGUUCAAAAGUAG
Molecule: messenger RNA, 1113 nt
Organism: Sphenostylis stenocarpa
Lineage: Eukaryota; Viridiplantae; Streptophyta; Magnoliopsida; Fabales; Fabaceae
Source: the annotation of a GenBank genome assembly